This is a messenger RNA of Chrysochloris asiatica (Cape golden mole), 811 nucleotides long. It is a transcript of the gene ITGB3BP, whose product is annotated as integrin beta 3 binding protein (beta3-endonexin). NCBI's taxonomy places the organism in Eukaryota, Metazoa, Chordata, Mammalia, Afrosoricida, Chrysochloridae. Bases 1 to 543 code for a protein of 180 amino acids. Gene Ontology annotation, cellular component: nucleoplasm. Gene Ontology annotation, biological process: CENP-A containing chromatin assembly; regulation of DNA-templated transcription. The record is from RefSeq and is a predicted model, not a curated record. The transcript is spliced from 9 exons.
AUGCCUGUUAAAAGAUCACUGAAAUUAGAAGGUCUGUUAAAAGAAAAUUCAGUUGAGAGUUCAGACAUCCAAAGGAAGAGGAGUAAUAUAACUUUUUCUCCAACAACUGGAACUUGUUUGAUGAACUCAUUCAAUUCUCCCACAAGGCCUAAAGAACAGAAGCACAGAAAUGGACCAUCAAAUGAAAAGAGGGCAAAACUGAAUGACCUCAAUUCCAGAUUAGCUGAAAGAAAAGAAUCUACAACAGAUGACAAUGAUGAAUUCAUGAUCUUAUUAUCCGAAGUUGAGAAAUCAUCAGAGAAAAUCAUGGAAAUAAUGCAAAAUUUAAGUAGUUUACAGGCUUUGCAGGGCAGGAAAGAGUUCGAAAGCAUCAUUGGUAUCUCCUGUGCACCAUGUUUCUUAAAAAGAGAAAUGCGAAAAACCAAAGAGCUAAUGACAAAAGUAGUGAAACAAAAACUGUUGAAGAAGAGAAAUGCAGGACCGCCUAACAAAGGAUUACAUCACCUUGACAGCUAUGAAUUCCUUAAAGCCAGUUUGAACUGAGGCAUUUAGAAGAAAUGCACUCACUCUGAACACCAACUUCUGCAUCUGCCUGGUCAUAUUUAAAGGAACAGAAGAAAUGUUUGUAAUUAAUCUGCCCAGUAAAUACCAGAUCAUAGCACUAGGCAGGUGCAUGUCUAGAUAAAAUUUCUUGCAGCUAAUUUAAACUUUCUACACACACCAAUAGAUAAUCUCAAUGUAAAUAAUACAUUUCUUUUUGACCCUUUAAUGUAAGUCAACACGUACAGAAGAUCUUGAUUUAUAUUCUGUA